AUGGAGACCGAAGCCUUCAUGCCGUCAUCUCUGUUCCUCCUCGGUACUACUAUCGUCGUCACCCUCAUCUUCCUCUUCCUCCUCGCCCGCGCCCACAGCCACAACAACCAGGCUGGUCGCCUCCCACUCGGCCCACCGGCCCUGAUCUUCAUCGCCAAGUUCCUAGCACGGCGGCGCUCCAUCUUCUACCUGGUCUCAUUGCUCCGCGACCUCCACGAGUGCUACGGCCCCGUCAAAUCGCUACACCUCACCCGCACGCUCCUCAUCUUCGUCGCCGACCGCUGCCUCGCGCACUGA
Molecule: messenger RNA, 297 nt
Organism: Miscanthus lutarioriparius
Lineage: Eukaryota; Viridiplantae; Streptophyta; Magnoliopsida; Poales; Poaceae
Source: the annotation of a GenBank genome assembly